GUUUCCUCUCGGCCCCCGGACCUGCCCAGAGGACGCGACAUUAGCGACUGUGUGUGGAGAGCAAUAUGUGCGAGGCGGGAUGUGGUUCCCAAAGCACCUUCUCUUGGCUGUGUUGAAUAAAGGCCGGCAUGCUCUGCUGCGCAGGCCCCCCGGCUCCCUCCCGGAGCCACAGCCCCGGUCGCGUCGCUGGAGGAGCCACGCGGCGUCUGCACACCUGGAGGGGCCGGGCUCCUGGCCCCCCCUGCCGGACUGCAGGGGCGAAGGCCAGACGCUGGACUCUCUUUACACGGCCCAGCAGCGCGCCGAGAUCCUGCAGCUGCUCAACACGGCCCCGGAGAGCGAGCUGGCCACCGUCAAGCUGCUGAGGGGACGCAAGUCGGCCAACAUCGUGGAGUACCGGAGGAGGAACGGCCCCUUCCCAGACCUGGAGAGCGUGGUGAACGUGCCGCGGCUGAAGUACAAGACGGCCCUGGUCGUCUUCAACUUCAUUCUCAGCCCCCUGGAGCAGAGGGAGAGGAGGAGAGCCCAAGUCCGAGUCCAGCCCGCCAGGUUCGUCAAGCCCGAUGUGGACCGGGGAGUGCUGGAGGAGGCGAACCGCAUCGUGUCGGUCGUGUGUGGCACGAACAAGAUCGCCUGGGCGCAGAUGGACCGCAGCCUCAGGGUGCAGGACUGGCAGCAGGAGGAGUGCAGCAGCUUCAUGAAUGGUACUUACAUGGCUUCAGCCUACCUGGAAGACACAUGUGGACGCUUGCAGAUCUCGGCGGUGGUCAGCAGGAUCCCAGAGGCGGACUUCUUCGUAGUGGAGAAGCCGGGCAUCUCCCUCCAGAACACCGCGCUGUUCCCCGUGACGCUGCACCUGCGCACCGUGGAGGCCAUGCUGUUCGCGCUGCUGGGAGCGCGGUGGCCGGCCGGCGGGCCGCCGCGCGUGCUCAACAUGACGCGCGCCGCUGUGGGCCGGCACUUCGGGCUGCUGGUGGGCGACGCCCGGACCAGCGGCGGCCAGCUGGUGCGGCAGCUCCUGGUGGACUCCGUGGCCCGGAGGGACCCCCGCGUGACCUUCCCCCCGGGCCUGGCCGUGCGCUACAGGAAACUGUUCCAGCUGGGCGGGAGGAACCGGGGGGAGGAGCUGUGCGACGCCCUCCUGCAGGCGCUGGCCUUUUACGAGCUGCUGCGCAACCAUUAGAGCCACGGUAGCACCGCCGCCGGCCUGGAGGAGACCGGUCCCAGCAGCGCAGCCGGCGUGCUGCGUGAACCACAGGCACAUUACUGCACUUGCCAGACCCCUCUACUCCCAGGUGAACCGAGUGUGUUAACAGGGCUUACUUGGCACAGACACCUCUGUUUUAAUAAGGUAUAAGGGUGGUGGCUAAGCAGGUUUCAGGGGCAGAGGCAAUGCUCAGGUCUGCAACUGUACCUGUGGUCUCAGGACUUACAGGAGCCACACUGUCACAACACACCAGCCACGGGUUGCAACCAGAGCUGAAUGAUCAUUUCUGGAUAUUGACAGAUUGUGCUCUGGACCUGCGGCAGUGAUGUUUCAGUAAGAAAGAACUGACAACAGAUCUCGCCUCUCUUCAUUCUCUGGUAUUGGGGAUGAUAAUAUAUGAAAACCUUCUACAUGAAAACAGUUUUGGAUUUCGGAUGAAGGCUUUGUUUUAAGGCAUCCCUCCUGCCCAGACUGCAAGGGUGAUCAUUUUUUUAUUUUUAAUAAAGAUAUUCCAAAAACAGA
This is a messenger RNA of Lepisosteus oculatus (spotted gar), 1729 nucleotides long. RefSeq names its product transcription elongation factor, mitochondrial (gene tefm). Gene Ontology annotation, biological process: mitochondrial transcription; transcription elongation by mitochondrial RNA polymerase. Gene Ontology annotation, molecular function: DNA polymerase processivity factor activity; nucleic acid binding. Gene Ontology annotation, cellular component: mitochondrial nucleoid. The record is from RefSeq and is a predicted model, not a curated record. Lineage: Eukaryota; Metazoa; Chordata; Actinopteri; Semionotiformes; Lepisosteidae.